Chroicocephalus ridibundus (black-headed gull) is the source of this 7443-nucleotide messenger RNA. It is a transcript of the gene MTHFSD, whose product is annotated as methenyltetrahydrofolate synthetase domain containing. The record is from RefSeq and is a predicted model, not a curated record. The coding region runs from base 35 to 1240 and encodes 401 amino acids. Gene Ontology annotation, molecular function: RNA binding. Lineage: Eukaryota; Metazoa; Chordata; Aves; Charadriiformes; Laridae. Gene Ontology annotation, cellular component: cytoplasm. The transcript has 8 exons.
UCCGCCCCCCUCUCUCCGCGCCGGCGGCGCCGCCAUGGAUGGGGGCGUGCGGCUGCGCGCGGGUGCCUCCAAGCAGGACGUGCGGGAGAAGGUGUGGGACUACCUGGAGGCCAGCGGCCUGGCCGCCUUCCCGCGGCCGGUGCACCGCCGCAUCCCCAACUUUCAGGGUGCCUCCCAUGCUGCGACAAGGCUUCUGGGUUUAAAGGAGUUCAAAGCUGCCAAUACUGUAAAAAUAAAUCCCGAUGCUCCCCAGAAGAACGCUCGUUUUCUAACGCUGGAAGCAAGGAAGACUUUGUUGGUUCCCACACCACGUCUGAGAACCGGGCUGUUCAAUAAGAUUGUUCCACCUUCAGGUGCAACUAAGGAGAUCCUGCGAAUAUGUGCUACGUCUCAAGGUGUAAAAGAAUACAGUGUGCCUGUAGGUCUUGAUGGGAAAGCACGAGUGGACUUGGUUGUUGUAGGAUCAGUGGCUGUCUCUGAAAAAGGCUGGAGAAUUGGAAAAGGGGAAGGUUAUGCAGACAUGGAAUAUGCAAUGAUGGUGUCAAUGGGUGCAGUGCAGGAGGAUACACCUGUAAUUACUAUUGUGCAUGACUGUCAGGUGGUUGACAUAGCAGAAGAGCUUCUUGAUGAUCAUGAUUUAACUGUGGAUUACAUACUCACUCCAACACGGACUGUCAAGACAAAUUGCAAACGACCAAAACCGCAGGGAAUAAUAUGGCAUAAGGUCAGCUAUGAGAUGCUGGAAAAAAUCCCCAUCCUAAAGAGCCUUCGAUACAGAGAGAAGCAGACCGGCAAGGAUGUUACCCUCCAAGAUGAACAUUCAGACCUGGCAAAUACCAACACACCAGCAGCGUUGAAUGAAAAGGCAAUGGCUGAAAAUACAAGACCGCAGGCUGCAAUGGGCUCAGCUCAAGUAGGACAACAUUAUGUUGAAAGUGAUUCUUUAAGUCCCAGAUUAGGGGGAUCUGGCAUGAUUACUACUGUGUAUGUGGGGAACAUACCUCCCAGCGUAAGAGUGAGUGAGCUGAAAUGUGCUUUGAGGGAAUUCCGUGCAACUCCUUUACGACUGAAUUGGCAAGGAGCACAGUACAGGGCUUUUCUCGAUUACAAGGAUAAAGCAACCGCAGAGAGUGCUGUAUGCUCUUUGAAAGGCUUGAGCCUCGGGGGUAAUACUUUGCGAGUUGAGCUGGCCAAGAAUCAGAGAAACAAAGGGCAAGUAGAAAUCAAUAGUCAGAAAUGAGUAUGAAGAGGGGGAAAAAAAUAAGCGUGUUCUCAUUGUUUUGUGAGAAGCCAACCUAACUUUUCAAGGAUAUUAGUAUAUCCUCUGAUUACUGCAGGCUAAACAACGAAGUGCAAAGCCAGCUUUUCAAACAAAUGAGGCAGACAUCUCACAGCUGACUUGCUCUGCCUCGUUCCUGCAGUUGUACAUGCAAAGUGUGUUUGUCAAGACAGAUGAGAGAGGGGCCAUUUCUCUAAACAGUUAUCCAGAAGGUACCCACACCCUGUGUAUUUGUUUUUCAUCGGCCCUGGGUUGAUUUGCGGUUCAGUGUGUACGUUUGUUAGGCCUGGAUCAAAAACCUGCCCCUUGGUAGCUGUGUGCAGCCACAUGUAGCGAGGUGAUUGUGUUCUGUCAUCUAAAGGUUGUACCUGCAAAUUUGUACUCGUGAGCUUAAAAACCAGAUGCAGAAAAUCUGUCUUAAGGGUUACGAUUCUGUUUACUAAAAAAUGGCGUUUGCCUGUUGGGAGUUUUCAGCAUAUUUUUCAUAAAAAUGGCUGGGGGGAGAGAUUGCCCUUUUUGUGCUCUUGAAGAACGGCUGUGGAAACACUGGCUCAGCCACUGAGUUCUAGUAAUAGCUGUUAACAUCAGGUGGAAGAGAUGGUAGCCCUGUUCUCAGCUCUGUUUUGUUAAUCCAGCCCUUUGUAAAUCUUAUAUUUCUUAUUUCGGUCUGGCAGAGGAAAGUAAAGACCAGUUUCUCCUCUGCUUUUCCCCAAAGCACUUCAGUUGUCUGUUUCAUGGAUGCAGAUAAUUAUAAAAUAGAUGCUUUCCCUGAUUGUCUCUUCUCUUAUAAUUUGGUGUGAUGCCAUUGCCUCCGUGAAAUUAUGUUAAUAUUUAAUCAUUAGAGUGGAAAUGAAAAGCAGGCAGACCACGGUCAAAACUUGUGGGUGACUAGUGUGGUGUGGAGUUGUUUGAAGGGUUGCUGGAGAUAGUAGCAAAGCCUGUUCCUGCUGUGCCUUUGUCACCGUCACUGUGGUCUUCCUGCAUCCACAACAUCAGACAGUGAUGAGGGUUAGGCAGCAGCACUGGCAACUUUUCAUUGUGAAAGUGCUAUCAAGUACUAGCUCGAACAGUAAGAUUUGCGCACACUUGAACAUUCACUUACGGUGUAAAGGAGAAUGAUGAUUUAUUCGGUAUGGCUUUUAUUACAUUUUUUUUUUCUUCGGUUUCCUAUUCCUGAAAAACAAGUUGAAUUUUGGCUGAACCAUCCUUUCUAAACAGAAGCGCUUUUGCCAUUGAUGCUGGGCACAUAGUCAAAGUAAGCAUCUAAAUGGAUAUUUUUUUAAGUAUGAGUUGGAAACUUUUUUUAGCCAGAGGGUACUGUUAAGUAUAUUUUAAGCACGUUAUUAUGCCUCAAGGGUCAGACAUUUCGUACAGUAUUAAAUAAAAAGUUCUCAUCGUUAUCAUGUACUCUGUACAGAGGGGCUCAAGGAAAGCAUUGCUUCAGCUUCUUGUAAGGUCAACAAAGGAACAGUUUCUGAAAAAAAAUAGUGCCAUGCUCUAAAAUGCUCUCUUUUUCUCCAGCGCAAAAUUAUUUUCAAUACCACUUAGUCUGAAUUAAAACGUAAGCACUGCAGAGUCCUCUGCAUCUUGUUUCAGUGCUUGUGUACUUCAAGGCUAAGAGUCAGGGGUUAUGUUACUACUUAAACAUACUCAUUACAUCAUGAACUUAGAAAGGGAAGGAAAGAAAAGCAAAAAAAAUAACUACACGUCACCACCUUCCCCUUCCUAAUGAUGGCAAAUUAAGUAAGGUGAUCGUUUGAUGUUCUUUUUGACUCUUGCCAUACUGCUUGCUUUGGUGAAGAUGCCCAGGCAACCCUAGGAGUUAAAAAGCAGCUAUACUGACAAUGAAAACUUCCAGCAUCUCAGACUUCCCCAUGUUGCAUUACAGAUUGAACCAGCCUUUUCUGGUCAAAUUUGUGGGAAUUUCAUCCUCCACCUUACUUCCUUUCUUAACAUCUGAAGUUUCAGUGCAGAUAUGUUAUGUGAUAUGUAGAUAUGUUACGUUUCCUUGCUUUGCUCUCAACGCUGCAUGCAGUCGGGGCUGGUUUUGUUUGGAAAAACACGUCUAGAUGGUUUUCUGUUUGCAGUUGUGGUUCUGUGUGUAACCCACAGGGUGCGCGGUGCUAGGUCUGUGUCCAGGUGGGCAGAUCUCUGCCGUUCUCUUCCUGACACUUCUUUUCUGUCAUGUAUUGUGAGGCCGCAUUUCACAGUACUACCUAAUAUCUUGUAGCUUUCCCAAUAAGCAAUUAACCAUCCAAACCAAGCUAUGGAGAAGAUAUUAACUAGAUAGAGGUAUGUUACUGUAGUUAGGCUCAGAGAAGAAAAAUAAUUACUAUAUUUAAGCUAAUGCACUAUUCAUUAGCAUUUUGAAUGGAGUGGAAUAAUGAUGUUGAUGCUGUGAUAUUUGUAUUUCCAACUUAAAUAGUCAUUCUUGAUACAGGUUAUUAAUAAACGGCAAGAUCUUUUGGGCCUUGACAUCUUAAAGUCAUUAAAGAGUGUUUUUAAUUCAAAGUAGCAGCUGCUCCAGGCCAGAGUUUGGCAGCCUAUUGCAAACCCAUCUGCACCAGCAGCUUCAGCGAAUCAGUCCCAACUGAAGUGCAGCUCCAAGUUCAUUUCUGUCAUCUCUGCUUCAAGAGCAACAACCUGCAGGGAAGGAAUUAGUACAGGCAGCUGUUGAAAAUGGAGCCUGAAGCUGCAGAAGGCUCACCAGGCUUCAGAGCUUCUGCGGGGUCUACUAGUAAGGGGUUACAUGGAGGCAAAACAGUAGUCCUUAGAAAUCACUUUUGGGUUGCCAGAGGCUUCCCACGGGGAAAACAAGCAUUUGAGUAUUUCCGUUCUGCAAAAAAAAAAAAAGCAGCAAGACUUGCAGCAAAGCUGUUCUAUAAGCUUACCUGUGAGGAGGAGGGUACAGCUCAUGCUCUGUGAAAUGCAUCGUGUACCAACACAGCAGGAGUCUGAGCCUCUGCGCUCUGAAGUCAAUGCAAUUUCUGUCUAGGACAAGAAGGGAAGCAGUGACGAAGAUGGGCCCUUCCUGCUGCUUGGGAAGUUGCUUGUCUUUAGCUAAAAGACACUGCAAUGCAAGAUGCUAAAUUGCUAUUUAAUUGAAUAAUGCAAGACUGCCCAAGGCACACGCCUACAUGGCCUUCUGGUGUCUUUAGCUGUAUGAUGUGGAUUUUUUUUUGUGGGCUGACCAAGUUCCUACUUGAGGAAACAGCAGAUUUUGAAGGAAAAGUGAAUGGGGCAGUCUGCGUCUCUUAGAUCUAUUGUUUCAGGCUCUCUGCAUGCUCAGGAAGACAUCCGUUAUACAUGAGUCUCCUCAGACUUUAAAUCCACAAAACUCUGAAAUGCAAUACAUUUCAGUGAAUCCUUGGACUCUGAUCUCAUAAUGGAACUCAAGGAACCGAAGCCUGCUUAUGUUUUGCUUUGACCCAGACCAGAUAUUUUACUGACAAUCGAACCAUAAAGUCUGUGCCAUGAAGAAUUUAGUCUUAAUUAAUAGGAUUUAAGGGUGAGAACCUUUACGCAAGUAAUCAUUCUUCAUUUUUUACCUGUUGUAGUUGUGGCCCUGCUGUUAGCACGUAGGUUGAACUUGGCUACGUGUACAUAGAUACAGUUUGUGCGUCAUCUCAGGUGGAUACUGGCCCUUACAUCCCCCCUUUCAUACUGUGACCGAAGCACCAGCCUGGGACUGCAGAGGACUCAGUGCUUCAAGCCCGUUCUCUGUAAUGGCCUUUCUGUGACCAUUCAUGCCUGGAGCAAUGGGGAGAAGGCAUCUCCAAGCAAUUUCCCCGCAGUUUCUUUCUGUAAAGACAGUGGAACAUCCUUGCUUCUUAGGACUCUCAUCAUAAAAACAUCUACAGUGACAAAGAAGUGCCUGGGCGCUGCAGAAAAGUCUGAAACGCUGGUGAUAAAUGGGUAGUCUGCUUAUAAUAGAGAAUGCAAUGAUCCCUAACGCAGGCUUGAUUUUAGCUCACUUGCAGCAGCGGAGGAGCCUGCGCUUCGCUGCUGUGUGAUGAGAAGAAAAGUUCAGCAGUACAAUGGGAAAUACUUUACUGAGCCAACUUUGUUCAGAAGUAAUUAAAAAUGAGGUCUUUCUAUUCUCUCUGCAGCCUGAUGGCCUCGCUUGUCAUGUGGCCGAGCGCAUUCUUUCCAGCUCCUUUCAUGGCACAAACAAGUUAGGAGGAUGUUGUUGUUGCACACCCCUCUUUUUGAGGGUUCAGAGGGGAAAGAUGCUGAGCAGCUCCAGAGGCUGGUCGGUGUGAGCAAACCCAGCUCCGCUCUCACGGCAGCUGGGAGGGUGUGGGAUCCGGCAGCGACCACCCCAGGGGUUACAUCAGGGACGGGAGCUUCCCAGGGUGAUUCUACCCCUCUUCUUACCCUCGCUUGUGGGAGAGAUGCGGAGAGAAAACAGUAUCGGAUGAACGGAGCCUCCACCAGAUCCACUGGGCUGGAGAACAUGGUCACUUUGGAGAGGAUUUUCUUUUGUUGAACGAUAUUAGUCACAGCGUGGUGUGUGGCACAGAGCAGUGAGGCAACAUUGUAAUCUGCUAACAAUAAAAGCGAGGUGGCGAACUGCCACUCAGUGCUGAAAACUAUACAAUCAUUAGGGUUUUCCUUCAGACAGCUAUGUCCAUGCAUUGCCUGGAACGAGGACAAGGCCACACAGCUUCAAUCCACCAAAGACAACAGCGAGUAAACAAGCCAUGUUGCCGUGUAGUCUUCUCGGGGUGACAAGAGUCAGAGAUUGUUUGUUUCCAUGGAGAGAAAAAGGAAAAAAAAAAGAUCCUCAGCAUCAGGGUGGGAAGGGAGUAAAGGCCCCUCCUGGGUCCUGCAACCAGGUCCAUCCCUCCCGUGUCUCCGCACACAUCAGCCCCUGGUCCCCUCCCAGCAAGCACUCCUUAAGGACAGAGGCUUUAGCUCAUUAUCUUUGGAGACCAAUAAAAUAUCUCAGAAAAGAGAUGCUUAAAUACUGUCUUCAAGUCAUGUCUUUUUUUUUUUUAAUUUAUUUAUUUUAUUUUUCAUUUCAUCGUCUUCCACUGCUCCGAAGAGAGAAACAAAUGUUUUUUAGGGGAAUGUUUCUACUGAAAAAAAAAUCUAGCGCUGGGAGCUGCGUCUUUCUCCACAACUGCAGCAAGGGGUGAGGAGGGGGAGGAAAAGUCUGUGCUGGGAUUUCUCUCAUUCCGGUUCCUCAGAAGGAACAGCCCCACGCAGCACUUCUGGCUCUGGAGGAAACAUCUGUGGCGGUGGCCAUGUUAGUCAGGCAAACAUACCCCUCCGUGAGGUAGGCUCUUGUGUACGAAUGCUUUUAUUUCCUCAUUGCCAUCUAUUAAAGAUUAUCUCCCUACAAGAAAAGUGCACCAUUUCCCAUGUUUUCAUGUGCAAUGUCCGUGAUGUCUGCUAUAAACAUCAUGAAGCGUUUCCCUGCCCCUGCACUGACAUAGGUAUAAAAGUCACUGCUUUUCAUCUUUCAAAGCGCUGCAGAAAUGUUUAGGGUCGUGUAUCCUGCCAUUGUUCUGGGCUGGGCAUCCCACUGAAGUCACUGGGAGAAAUGAGUUCAGGAUACGGACCUAUCUAGUCCAUCUUUACAGUGGCCCCGGUAACAUCCACGUUUUACAGAUGGGAAAAUGAGGAAGGCGGAGAUGGCUCCUGAUAGACUAGAUCCAACUGGUAAUUCCUACCACUUUGGAAAACAACUGGAGAGAACAGACUAGAAACUCAUCAAAAGUUCUCAAAAAAACCACAACAACCAACCCCAUAGCGUGGUAGCCUUUGGACUUUUCUAUAUGACUGGUACCUGAUGUCCCAGAUGGGCACCUUGUUGCUUCCCAACGCAGAGCUGCAACAUUGUGGUCACUCUGCCUCUGCACGCCGGCCAGAGACACCAGCUCUGUGGCUGGGGAAGGUACAAUCCUGUGAGUCCUCCUGCUCCAGAAGAGUCUUCCAGUGAAGGCACCCCACACAAGCUUCUCUCCAGCCCAGUGGCAAACCUCGGCUCUCUUGCCCUGUGAGACAAGACAUGAGAGAGAAACUGAGAUACUUUUCCCAAAACGUGCCUCCUCCAGAGGUCUAGGAGGUCACAAGAAGUGUGUUAUGGUCCAUCCAUCCCAUGCAGGAACACAAGGAGCUAAAGCAGGGUGAUUUUCUUUCUUUAAGGACUAAGGCAA